Solanum lycopersicum (tomato) is the source of this 1775-nucleotide messenger RNA. RefSeq names its product protein ABCI7, chloroplastic. The record is from RefSeq and is a predicted model, not a curated record. Lineage: Eukaryota; Viridiplantae; Streptophyta; Magnoliopsida; Solanales; Solanaceae. Gene Ontology annotation, biological process: iron-sulfur cluster assembly.
UGCCACCAAAUCUUCUUCUUCCUCUGUUUCACCUUCAUCAAAACUGGAAAAAACUCUUUUUUUCUUGAAUCUAACAGAGACCACCAAUUUCAAUGGCACUUUCUGCUCUUUCACCUACUUUUUCUACAAACCCUUCUGCAUCAUCAACCUCUUUAUCAAAAACAAGAAGAAUCACCCAAAAAAAUCCCAAAUUUAGUGUCUUUACUACCCCUAAAUUCACUCCAAUUUCAGCUCUUUCUGAUCCAUAUGUCCUUCAAAUAGCUGAAACACUUGAAGAUUCAUUACCUUCUACCUCUUCUACACCACUUCAGAAGUUAAGAAUCAGUUCCUCAGACACCCUUUUGUCAACCCCUUGGCCAUCUCGUAAAGAUGAGCCUUUUAGAUUCACUGACACUUCUUUUAUCAAGAAUUCAAGAAUUGAGCCAAUUCAACCUCCAUCUUUGAGUUCUUUGGAUGUUUCUGUAGAUACCCUUUUGCCUACACUUUCAAUUGUUGAUGGUUAUAUAAUGGAUUCUUUGUCUCAGUUGAAUGAAUUUCCUAGUGGGGUUUAUGUAGGUAGUCUGUUGAGGGUAGAUUCUGAGGCUAUAUUGAAAAGGGUGUCUGAAUAUGAGUUCAGUUCUAAAGGGGAUUUGUUUUGGUUACUUAAUGGUGUAGGUACCCCUGAUGUAGUACUAGUGUAUGUGCCAGAAGGGUGUAAGGUUGAGACUCCAUUGUUAUUGAGGUACAUUUCUGUUGAAGGUAGUGAUAAAGAGUCAAAAGCUUUGCCUUUUUCGAACCCGAGGGUGUUGGUGUUGGUGGAGAAGGGAGGUGAGAUUAGUAUAGUUGAAGAGUAUGUGGGUGGAGAUACGGAUAAAUGUUACUGGACGAAUUCCGUUAUGGAAGUGGUUGUUGGGGAAGGAGCAAAGGUGAGCCAUUCUUACAUCCAAAAUCAAUCUUUCAACGCGGCACAUAUCAAGUGGACUUGGGUUCAGCAGGAAUCAACUAGCAAAUACGAGCAUAUAGAAGUAAGCACUGGUGGGAAGUUAAGCAGGCACAAUAUUCACAUCCAGCAGGUUGGUCCAGACACUGUUACUGAGUUAUCGACGUUUCAUAUGUGCAUCUCGGAUCAAACACAAGAUCUACACAGUAAGUUAGUCCUAGAUCAUCCACGAGGUGUCUCUCAGCAGAUCCAUAAGUGCAUUGUGGCCCAUUCGUCUGGACAGGCUGUUUUUGAUGGAAAUGUUCAAGUCAAUAGAUAUGCGCAGCAGACAGAUGCAGGACAACUUACACGAAGCCUCCUUUUGGAGCCUCGGGCAACUGUGAAUGUCAAACCUAAUCUCCAAAUCAUCGCUGAUGAUGUCAAGUGCUCCCAUGGUGCUGCAAUCAGUGACCUCGAAGAAGACCAACUGUUUUACUUCAGGGCACGGGGUGUUGAUGCUGAAACUGCCAGAAAAGCUCUGAUCUUUUCGUUUGCAGCUGAAGUAGUAGACCGUUUCCCUAAUGCCUCGAUUAGGAAGAAAGUCGAAACACACAUUAGAGAACUGCUCGAUCCCUCACGCCCUUCACGGUGAGCCUUCUUGAAAUGUGGCACAUUUUUUCUUCUGAUAAUGAAUGGAAGCCCCUCUUUUACUCAACAAAUAUAAGCAGUUGUUCAGUGUAAUGUAAUUCUUUUCAGUAUUGAAGAAAUAAAUAUGGUGAUGUUUAUUUGAAAACCUCCAUUGUCUGUACCAAAAGAUGUAUCUUUUUUAAGACAGUGGAAUUGUUUGAUAGGAAAGUGCUUUAUAAUUUUGCACUGA